Calliphora vicina (urban bluebottle blowfly) is the source of this 5020-nucleotide messenger RNA. RefSeq names its product doctor no (gene drn). The transcript is spliced from 5 exons. Bases 853 to 1428 code for a protein of 191 amino acids. The record is from RefSeq and is a predicted model, not a curated record. Gene Ontology annotation, molecular function: zinc ion binding; DNA binding. Lineage: Eukaryota; Metazoa; Arthropoda; Insecta; Diptera; Calliphoridae.
AAAUAUUUUCGUUGCAAACAUUUCGCUUUAACAAAAUAUAAACAAAGUUGAUUGAUCGUCAUCACCAUUAUUCACACUCUACUAUAUUUUGCUGCUUCUUCUAAACACAACAACAAAACUAAAACUCAACUCAAUCAUUAGUUUUUUAUUACUCUGGAGUGACAUUCUUGCGUACCAGUCACCACCACCACUUAACUGCAAUUUAGAAUACAACAUCAUUAUCAUUGUUGGAGAAGAAAGAAUACAUGCAACCAGCAUAGAAAAGAGUAUAGAAAGAAGUUUGGAAAUUAUUUAACAAAAAAACAUUAAAAACAAGACAAAUUGCAAUUGUUCGAAUUGAGUAAAUUACAGCAACUGCUACAACAUAAAUCUCGACGUUUAGUUCAUGUUUAUAAAUUGAACUAGAAAAAAAACAACUACAAAUAACAACAAUUACCAGCUUUAAACAACACAAAAAAUUACUUACACAGUUCCAAUUUAAACAAUUUGCAAUUUUCAAACAAAUAUCUCGCUCACAACACGAUCUCCUCCGUACUCUUUUUCUAUAAAGGAACAAAAAAAAUUCAACAGCUUUAGCAGCUUCAAUUUAAACGUAUUUUUUGUUUAUUUCUCCUUGUGUUUCAAAUUUAAUUUUUGUAACAAAUCAGCAACAACAACAAAUUACCUUCAAAUAAUAAUAACAACAACAACUACAUCAUUAAAACAAACAAAUAAACAACAAAAAUAUAAAAAUUAACUUCGCUGUGCGAAUAUAAUAAAUAAUAACAAUACAACAAACAACAACAACUACAAAUAAUAACCGCAAAAAAAGCUAACAAAAACAGCAGCAACAACAUCUACAAGAAACAAGCAAUGGAACGCGAAUCAAAUCCGAUGCAACCUAUGUGCCGCUCUGGUUGCGGUUUUUAUGGUAAUCCAGCUACAGAUGGUUUAUGCUCAGUUUGCUACAAGGAUUCCUUGAGAAAAAAGCAACAACCACCUGUUGGCAGCACACCUGUUUCAGUUCCAAGCCCACAACCAAGUCCCACAUUUAGUCCAGCCAUUACAAUACCUUCAGCAGCACAGCCAACAGUACAGAGUUUACAUCAGCAACACAAUGAAAUUAAAGAGAAAAUAAAUGAAGAAAACACAGCCAAAACUAGCAGCGAACCAGCCGCAACCGCCGGUCCAUCAACUUCCACACAACCAGCCGAAGAUGAUAAAGACAAGGAAGACGACAAAGAUUCUAAAAAGAAAAAGAAUCGUUGCGCUGAAUGUCGCAAAAAAGUUGGCUUGACAGGUUUCCUUUGCAGAUGUGGCGGUUUAUAUUGUGCUGUCCAUCGAUACAGCGAUAAGCACAAUUGUACAUUUGAUUAUCGGGAACAUGGAGCCCAAGAAAUUAGACGCAAUAAUCCGGUAGUAGUUGGCGAAAAAAUACAAAAAAUUUGAACUUUUGUGCCAUCAUCAUUAAACAACUUUAUAAUAAUAUAAUCUUAUACAUAAAUCUAUAUAUAAAUAUAAAAAACAACUUAUAAAUAUUAAAUAUAAAUACAAAACCUUUAAUAAUAAUAUAAAUAUAUAAAAUAAUAUUAAAAACCAGAAAAAACUAAUUUAAAUAUAAAAAAAAAACUGAAAAAAAUCUAAAAAAAUGUAAACAACACAAUACAAAAAAAAAAUAUGCAGAGAAGUUUAAAGAAAAAGCCAAUUACAACCAAAAACAAAAAAAAAACAACCAACAAAAUUUUACUUUUUGUUAAAAUCAACAACUAACUUUUUUCCAAACCACAAUGCAAUUUAAAUUUUUUGUUUUUUUUUACCAACACACAGCAUUUUAUUUAUUACAAAGAUGUUUCUAAUAAAAGAGGGGUACAUAUUUAGCUAAAAACAAACACUUUUGUAUAAUUAGAAUAUUAAACAGCUUUUUUUCGAAAUAUAUAAAAAACUACUUAUACUAAUUAAACUAAUUAAAGACUUUGAUAACAAAAACCCUAAAACAAACAUUUAUAUUAACAAUUCUUUUUUAAAAAAAAUGCUGCUGCAGUUUCUAAAUUAAAUUAAAAGAGUAAGAAAAACCACCAGUAACAAAUUGCUUUCAAAAUCAUAAGAAUUAUUAGUUUUUUCUCCAAAAAAAGUUUAAUUUAAAAAAAAAUUUGUUUAUAAAUAAAUUCUAAUACAAAAAAACUUAUCAUUAAACACUUUAUUAGUAUGAGAAGGUAAUAAGCAAAAAAAAAACUUUUUUAAAUUAAAGCAAACAAACACCCAUUAAACAACAAUUUACACUUAGUUUAUUUAACAUCUUACGACUAUUCAAAACAAAAAACUACUACUAUUUACUGCAAAAACAAAUACAAUAUUGAUUGAAUAAUUGAAUAUAAAAAAUGAAAAAAAAACAAAAAAUCAAUUGCAUAAAAACAACUCUAGUAAAUAUCAAUAUUAAAACAACCAACUAAGAAAACAAACAAAACCAACACCUAAAUGCUAAAUUUUAAACAAAAAAAAAAUAAGAAAAUAAAAACAAAUUUUGUGAGUUUGAUAAAGAAAAGGAAAACAAAAAAAAAUCGUAAAUAUUAUUCUAUUAUUAAAAUUAAUAACAAGUUUUAAGUAGUAAUAUUAUUAAUUAAUUAAUUAUAAAAAAGAAAGUAAAGAGAAAAAGGAUUUAAAUUUAAUUUAAAAACAAUUAACAACAAACCACAUACAUAUUUCUAAACACUUACAACAAGUUUAUAAUUUUGUUCACUUUAUUCUAAAAAUAUUAUUUUUUUUCUGAGAAAAAUUACCACAACAAACUUUGUCAGUCAUUAAAUGUUAAAUUAAACUGCAGGUAUAAAUAUUAUAUUAUAGAGAAAUGAAAAUAUGUAUAAGAAUUUAAUAAAUAUUUUUUAUAAAGUUUGAAAUUUUAAAAGAUUUUUUUUGAGAUAUAAACAAUUGAAAUGUAAACAAAUGUAUUAACACAUAAAACAUCUAUAAAUCGCUGACUGAUAUCUCAAAAAUCUUAAAAAAAAUUUUAAAUAUUAAUUAUAAUUUUGAAAUUUGUUUCCUUCGUUUAUAAAAAUAAAUGCUAGAGGGCUAAGGCGUAAUAUGAAUUGUAAGAAAAAAUAAUUUCGUAUUAAAUUUGUAUGAUUUUUUUUUUAUUUCAAAUCAAAUUACGCAAUAUUUUUUGUAAUAAUAAUUCAGGCUUCAAAAACGUUUUAUUAUUAUAUCAACAUUUAAAGCGUGUUGUUUGAAUCCUUAGACUUUUGAAUACAAGUGGUAGUAGUAGUUGUGAAAAUCUCUAGAUUUUUCUGACUUCUCUUGUAAUGCUUCAACAUCAAUUUCCUAAUUAGUUUGCUUUAAAGCCUUUUGUGUCUACACAACUUUAUAAAUCGUGGAGUUAAAUUCUUAUAUUUCAAAUUGAUUAGAAAUCUGAUAAAGUUUGUUCAACAAUUUGUAUUGUAUUGUGAAAAAGAAAGAAAGAAAAAAAUGUAAAAAAGAAGAUAGUCUGCUGAGGGAAAAGUCCUUUUUCAAAUUUAUGCAUUUUUUUUUGGGCAAAAGAAGAAUUUGAAACCCGACUUUUCUCUGAAAACCAACAAAACAAAAUAAUUUUCUUUUUUAUUAUUUUAAUAAUAUAAAAAAAUGCUUUAAAAAUGUCUUCUUUAUUAUUUCACUUAAAUUAAUAUUAUUUUCUUCAAUUCUCUUUUAUUUGUGUUAAUUAAUACGCUAAAGCUUUAAGCUUUAUUAUAUUUUUAUUAUUUUUUUCAAUAUCCUACCAUCUUCCUACUCUUUUUUCCCCCCUUUAUAAUUUGAAAUACACUUCUUUUUUUAAUUUUUUUGUUUUAAACUUUUUUUCUUUUAUUAUUUUUUUAAGUUUAUUUUUAAUUAUUAUUAUUAAUUUUUUUCUUUUUUGUUAACUCUUUAUAUAUAUAAAAAAAAAUAUUAUAUUAUUAUUAAAUUAACUAGAGCUUGCUUUUUAUUUUUAUUAUUAUAUAUUAUCUUUUAAAUGUUUUAUUUUUAUUAAAAAUAUUUUUUAGAAUUAAUUAAAACAAAUAUUUAGUAAUAAUUUCUUGAUGAAAAAAGGUUUUUAAUUGUUUUUUUGAAAUUUUAAUUUAAAGAAAAAAAAAAUAAAAAUAUUAAAGAAAAUAAAAAGAAAAAAAUUUAGUUAAAACCACUUUACAAAAUAAAUAAAACUAAACAAAUGUUUGUAUUCAUUUCAGUAGAUUUUUGGAAAAACAAAAACACAAAAAAAGAGAAAAAUCAAUGUUAGGGGUUGUUGUCUUUUCAUUAUUAGUUUCUUUAAAAAUACACUAAAAAUUUCCUAGAAAAAAAGCCACCAUAAAGACAUUUUUCUUUAUAUUAAAAAAAUAUGGAUGAGAACUUGUAAUUUUGUUGUGAAUUUAAAUAUUUUUUAAAACAUAACUAUUUUUCCCAAGGUGACACGCAAACCUUAAAGGAUAUAUGCAGCUAUAUGCAUGUGAAUGAAUUAACUGUCCCUUAAAAAAAGUGAAAACUUAAGUUUUUUUAGGUUUUUACCUUUAUAUUCUUACAUAUAUUUUGUUUUACUAACAACUCUGGUCUUCAUACUUUAAUUUUAUUUAAAUUUAUUUUAAUAUUUUGUUUAAUUACCUCCUCUUUAACACCUACUAUACUAUAUGCUUUAAAUAAAUUCUUUUCAUUUAUUUAAAUAGUUACGUUUUAUAAACACAUAAUAUGAAUUUGUUUAUGUAAAUGAAUUGAACACUUUUAAUAUUAAACAUACAUAGUUUCUUUUUUUUUUUCUUUCAAAUAUUUAGUGAAAUUAUAUAUUUACAUACAUAUUUUUUUUUUUUUUUGUAAUUAUAAGUUUAAUUAUUAAAUCACUUUGUGUGUGUUAAAUAUUCAUAAAUUUAAUUUUAGAUGUGUUUAAUAAUUUUUUUCUCUCUCUCGCUUCUCUAGAUACUUUUAAAAACAAAUAAAUUGUAAAAUAAUUUAAUAUUAAUAUAUAAAUAUACAUCUAUAUAAUACGUAUACAUCAGAUAAUAAGAAGUUAAAUAAAUUACAAAGAAACAAAUUUAAAAAUUAUUCAAAA